CGUCCAAACACGUCACAGAUUUUCUCCUCUCGCAAUACUCCUCAGGUCACAAACUUUAAUUAGGCCCUCACUAGAAGGUUUCUUCUUCCGCAUCCAUUUUGCAGAGAGAGAGAGAGAGCGCGCGCUUCGUGUUUGAGAGGAGAGGUUGAGAUGGCUACUGCCUACGCUCCAAUGGCGAGCCAGGUGAUGAAGGGCAGCUUGGUGCACUCGAGGUCGAGAGGGAUGUCGGAUGCGUCGCUGACAAGGCGGCCCCGCUUCACGGUGAAGGCUAUCCAGCCUGAGAAGCCAACUACGUACCAGGUGGUGCAGCCCAUCAACGGUGACCCCUUCAUCGGCAGCCUGGAGACGCCGAUCACUUCCAGCCCGCUCAUCGCGUGGUACCUCUCCAACCUCCCGGCCUACCGCACCGCCGUGAGCCCGCUCCUCCGCGGCAUCGAGGUCGGGCUGGCGCACGGGUACCUCCUCGUCGGCCCCUUCGCUCUAACCGGCCCGCUCCGCAACACGCCGGUGCACGGCCAGGCGGGCGCCCUGGGUGCCGCUGGGCUCGUGACCAUCCUCAGCGUCUGCCUCACCAUGUACGGCGUCGCAUCGUUCAACGAGGGCGAGCCGUCCACUGCGCCCACGCUGACGCUCACGGGGCGCAAGAAGGAGGCCGACAAGUUGCAGACCGCCGACGGGUGGGCCAAGUUCACCGGCGGAUUCUUCUUCGGCGGCAUCUCCGGCGUGCUCUGGGCCUACUUCCUCCUCUACGUGCUCGACCUCCCCUACUACUUCAAGUAGAGAUCCAUACCUUCUCGUUAUGCGUGCAUGCGUGCAUGAGUAGGUGAUGUGGUUCUUGUUUGAGCAAGGAGCGUUGAAAAAAUGCGCAUUUUUAGAUUUAAUUAAAAUUUUAAAUAUAAUAUAAAUAGGAAUAGAUCAACUAUCA
Molecule: messenger RNA, 925 nt
Organism: Phragmites australis (common reed)
Lineage: Eukaryota; Viridiplantae; Streptophyta; Magnoliopsida; Poales; Poaceae
Product: photosystem I reaction center subunit XI, chloroplastic-like
Exons: 2
Coding region: 151-780 (209 amino acids)
Biological process (GO): photosynthesis
Cellular component (GO): photosystem I; photosystem I reaction center; chloroplast thylakoid membrane
Source: RefSeq, a predicted model, not a curated record